Molecule: messenger RNA, 1835 nt
Organism: Drosophila hydei
Lineage: Eukaryota; Metazoa; Arthropoda; Insecta; Diptera; Drosophilidae
Exons: 5
Coding region: 67-1686 (539 amino acids)
Molecular function (GO): protein binding
Source: RefSeq, a predicted model, not a curated record
CCAAUACACUUUUUUUUAUUUUAAUAUUUAACAAAUUUGAAGUUUUAUUUUUAAGAUUUGUUUUAAAUGGAAGAUUCUUUUAUAAUCAAAGAUGUUAGCGAACAGCCAAGUGCCUCGGACAGCUCUGCCACAGUCGCAGCACAUUCGAAAUCUAGUAUGCCAAAGUCUGCGGGUCUCAUACAGCUAAGCACCGAGACCUCUGAGGCACCCCAACUAGAGCUGCUGUGGGAUCAGUCAACGCUGCUAGAGCCGGACUCUGAGGAUGACUUGCGCAGGCUGAAGUCGGGCGUGGACCUUAAACCGAAGCUGUCCAAUAGCACCACUAACUCUAUAGAUAAGUUAGAACUGGAUGAGCGCAUUAAGCGGAAAUUUCAAUAUUUAGAGAAACCGAAUCAGAGCUCAAGUGACACAUCGGACUUGGAUGAGAAGUUAAGCUCUCAGUCUAGCUCCGAUAUUAAGACGGCAGAACCUUUCCUCAAGCAAUACAACAAGUCAACCUCGCUGCCAUAUAGCAGUGAUGAUUCGAAUGACUCAGGGAAAACGUAUAUGUCUUGUCUGGAUAGUCGUUUGGCCACUAAUGAGAGGCUUCCAUUAGAUGAGGCUUACAGUCUGAUAGGAAAAAUUGAUAUGAGCGCGGAUAUAAAAGACGCCAUCGGGCAGCCAGUGCGACCUUCAAUUCGAGGUCAGCUGCUGCGUUUACUGCAGGAUGGUAAGAAGUGGGAUCUUAAGGUGUAUGUGGGGGAGUUUAAGUUCUAUUGUUUUCUGGGCGUGCUGCAAGCCUAUUCUCCCUACUUUAACCGCCCCAAAAUGGAAGAUACUUAUGUGGUCCGAUUGCCAUCGCAUAGGGUCACCGCGCAGGCUUUUCACAUCAUCUACAAUUGGAUGCUGUACGAUGACGAUGUAGCGUUAAAGCGCAAACGCUACAGCAAUCGCUGCCUGAUGGAGAUCUAUAGUUCGGCCAAAUUUCUAUCCAUAUCGGAGAUAGUCGAUGCCGUUUGGAAUACUCUGGAUGUUAUCAAGAAUGAGAACGAGGCUUUCACACUGCUGCCCGACAUGAACUAUAUGGACUUGACGACCUUUGAGUUUCUCUGCUUCGCACGCAUCAGUCGCUUCUUUUUGACCCUUGUCGCAUCCCAGGAGUUUAUUGAGAUGAACUUAAACUACGUCACCCGCCUGCUUUCAAGUCACAAUGUCGGCGUCAACAGUGAGAUUGAAAUCUUCUAUUCGGCUCUGCGUUGGCUCAGCCACGAUUGGCCUCAACGUCUUUCAAAUGUGCCCCAGCUAAUGAGAUGCGUUCGUUUUGGGCUUCUCUCACCGAUAUUUUUACGUUUUCUCCAAAACAAGCAUAGCACGCGUGUAAUGCAGUACAUCGCCAAUAGUUCAGAAGUGCAGGAGAUGAUCAACAAAGCUUUUGUCUAUGCAUCCGCUGAGCUCUAUUGCAAGGAUCCGCAGCAAAUUUUGCCCUUUCAGCUGCCCGAGUAUGAAGUGCCGGAACAACGGCGUUGGCUCUUUGACGAAAACUGCUCCUAUCAUCAUGACCUCAAGUGUAGUCAACGUCAGUUCAUUACCUAUGAACAGUUCCUCAACUAUCUGAAGAGUCUGCAUGAAACAGGACCUGAUUACUGGCGCAGCUUAGUCUAUAUAGUGGAGCCAAUCCAGUGCUGCACACGGCACACAUCUGAAUGAACCAAACACGUAUUUUUAUAUAUAUACAUAUCUAUAGAUACACAGACCUCCACUGUGUGGCUGGCCAGGCGGAAGUAUGUCGCAAUAUUUGGCCAGUCAAGUCUUUCAAGUUGGAUUUCAUCGCUUUCUAAUAAGACAGCUAAAUGCGA